Molecule: messenger RNA, 7967 nt
Organism: Cuculus canorus (common cuckoo)
Lineage: Eukaryota; Metazoa; Chordata; Aves; Cuculiformes; Cuculidae
Gene: TMEM132B
Product: transmembrane protein 132B
Exons: 9
Coding region: 89-3352 (1087 amino acids)
Source: RefSeq, a predicted model, not a curated record
GGUGAGCGGGGAUCGCCCCGCGGGGAGGGAGCGGGGGGAGUGGUUCCAGCGCCGACACCCCCCGCCCCGCUCCCCAUAAAUCAGCACCAUGACUACUUCUGGGCAUGGAACAAAGAGGAUGCUCUCCCGGGGCCCCGCGCUGCUCCUCGCGCCGCUGCUGCUCCUGUGCCGAGUGGUGGAGAGCCGAGGAGGGAUCAUGGACAGCAUACAGAGAUUUUCAAACCUGCCAACGUAUCUCCCCGCGAGCUAUCAUAUCUGCAAUGCUGAUGUUUUCUUCUUCCUCAAAGAAGCCAACCAGGAUAUCAUGAGGAACUCCAGUUUGCAGUCUAGGGUGGAUUCAUUCUAUAUAUACAAAGCCAAACUGCCACCUGUCCUAAAUGCCACGUAUGGACCCUUUUCUGUUGAACAGGCUGUUCCCUUGGACCUCAUGCUGACUUCGGCAUCUUUUGGUUUCACAAAUAAAUUCACUUUUAAUUGGAAAUUAAAAUCUCACAUAAUCGACAGCUCGAUCUAUUCCAACAAACCUAAAAUACAAACCUUGUUCUAUAUUGCGGGGAAGGACUGGGAUGACUAUAAUUCUGCAGAGAGGUUGCCUUGCGUGAAGAUGUUUGCUUUCCUGGAGUCUAGAGAAGUUGUGGCCAGCUGUAGAUUGACAGGUCAUCUAGGAUUAUGUGUGGCGGAGCUGGAAUUAUCUCCUAGCUGGUUCAGCUCCCCUCCACCCCUGGUUUCAGAGGAAACGGCCUCCGUGGAAGGGAUUACUGUGGAGCUCUUCUAUAAGAUUUAUACAGCAGAUGGGGAUUGUUCUCCAGAGGAUGAAAAAUGGGAAAACAAUAUCCAUGCAGGUCAAGAUAAUGAACAUAAGGCUUUGUCAGCUAUGGAGAGGAUUGGUAGCAUCAUUGUUUACCCAAAUCAAGACAAAUUAAAACAGUCUUCACUGAGGCUAGAUGAGAAUAUCGUUAUCCGCUUACCACUCAGCCCCGUCAGAGAAGGUGACGUGGUGACCUUUCAUGUUUCCUUGGCUGAGGACUCUCUAGCAGACCAGUUUGUAUUAAGAAUUAGGACAGCGCCAGGUGUGAAGAUCUUGGACAUCAGAGUGAGUGAUGCAGAUCAGUGGGGGGUUCAAGAAGAGACGGACAGUGCGAGGACCACUGCCACGGUCACAUGUGUGCACAACGACCCAACUGCUGAGAGCAGAGCAAACAUGUCUUCCUAUGAGAUCCUGCAGAUGGACUUUGAGAUCGACAACGCUAGCAGCCUGGCAGGGGCCCAGCAAAUUACCUGGCAGGUGGAAUACCCUCGAGAUGACUCCCUGAGUGAACUGGUGGUUUCUGAGAUCUUUGUCAGCCGGACAAUGUUUGUGGGAAUUGUUCCUCUUGCGAUGGACACGGAGGUCCUUAACACAGCCAUUCUGACGGGCAAAACAGUGUCUGUUCCAGUCAAGGUAGUUGCCGUGCAGGAGGAUGGGUCUGUGGUCGAUGUUUCAGACUCUACCGAGUGCAAAUCAGCUGAUGAAGAUGUCAUAAAGGUUUCUGACAGAUGUGACUCCAUCUUCGUUAAUGGCAAGGAAAUGAAAAGCAAAGUGGAUACUAUUGUUAACUUCACUUAUCAGCAUUUCACCACACAAUUAGAAGUGACAGUCUGGGUUCCAAGGCUCCCGCUGCAGAUAGAGAUCUCUGAUACAGAGCUUAGCCAGAUCAAAGGCUGGAGGAUACCCGUCACCUCCAAUAAAAGGCCUACCCGAGACAGUGAGGAUGAAGAGGAUGAUGAGAAAAAAGGAAAAGGUUGUACCCUGCAGUAUCAGCAUGCCAUGGUGCGAGUCCUCACACAGUUUGUAGCUGAAUCCUCUGAGUUUGGAGGCCACUUGACCUAUAUGCUAGGCUCUGAGUGGCAGUUUGACAUCACUGACCUUGUGACUGAUUUCAUGAAGGUAGAAGAACCCAAGAUUGCUAAGCUUCAAGAUGGACGAGUUCUGGUUGGUCGUGAGCAUGGCAUCACCACAGUCCAGGUCCUGUCACCUCUUUCCGAUUCCAUCUUGGCAGAGAAGACAGUGAUAGUUCUAGAUGACCGUGUAACCAUUACAGAUCUAGGAGUACAACUGGUUUCAGGCUUGUCCCUCUCCUUACAAAUCAGCAAGGGAAAUAAGAGAGCUAUCGUUUCUACCACCUCUGCAUACGAUAUCCUUCAUACUCCAAAACAGGAAGCCAUAGUCAGUGCCUGGAUUUUGUUCAGUGAUGGGUCAGUGACACCAUUAGAUAUCUAUGACUCCAAGGACUUCUCGAUCACCAUCACUUCACUGGAUGAGAUGGUGGUGUCUGCUCACCAAAACCUUCAGUCUAAAUGGCCUGGGGUAGUGGCAGAAGGGGAUGGGCAAGGACCUUUGAUUAAAAUUGAAAUGGUCAUCAGUGAGCCAUGUCAGAAGACUAAGCGGAAGAGCAUUCUGGCUGUUGGGAAAGGAAGUGUCAAGGUGAAGUUUGGUCAAAAAGAUUCUGACCAAAAAGGAAGCACGAAUGACAUUGAUGAUGUUGAUAGAGAUUUUAAAAGCCAUGCAAGCAAUUCUAUAGAGAAACUUUCAGAACAAGAGAGGACAGCACAAGAAUGGUCCAAACCCCAUGAGGACAUGUCCAGUCACGAGGACAAUGCAAAUAAAAGCACAACUUUCAUAUCUCCCAUUGAUCAGGAGUCCCUGGAGGAUGGCCAGCUCCCAAAUAACCCAACUGCAUUCACAGGUUUCCCUACACAAGCAGAAAUACCAGGAGAAAAUAAUCCCAGUGAUCUCACAUUGACUUCAAGAGGAUUAACAGAUUUGGAGAUCGGCAUGUAUGCCCUGCUGUGUGUUUUCUGCUUAGCAAUCUUGGUCUUUUUGAUUAACUGUGUGGCAUUUGCUUGGAAGUACAGGCACAAAAGGUUUGCUGUGAGUGAGCAAGGCAACAUCCCCCAUUCCCAUGAUUGGGUCUGGCUUGGAAAUGAGGUUGAACUGCUGGAAAACCCAGUUGACAUUUCGCUCCCUUCAGAGGAGUGCACUACCAUGAUUGACAGAGGACUGCAGUUUGAAGAAAGCAACUUUCUCCUUAAUGGGAGUUCUCAGAAGACUCUUCAUAAUCAUAUCCUCAGAUCUUCUGAGUACCUUUGUGAAAAAGAAGUUAAAAGUGAACCUAUAAAUCCUUCUGGGCCAAAGCAGAAGCGAGUAAAGUUCACUUCAUAUACAACAAUACUGCCGGAGGAUGGAGGCCCCUACACCAAUUCAAUUCUAUUUGACAGUGAUGAUAAUAUUAAAUGGGUAUGCCAAGAUAUGAAUCUUGGUGAUUCCAAGGAACUUAGGGACUAUAUGGAAAGACUGCAAGACAAUAUGUAAAACUACUUUCUUAUGUUUGUAAUCACCUUUAUGCCUUCUGUUUAUGGAUGGUGGAGCAGUCAGUCCAGUCAGCAAUAGGAACAAGACAGUCCAACCUUGGAGUUACUGAGAUGAUAACCUGGUAUCACUGAGCAGGUACAAGAGGCUGGCUGGCUUAAACCUGUUUCACCGCAAACCAGGAUGUGCCCCUAGAACAGCUACUUGUAGGUGUUGGAGGUGUCACACACGAUGGCUGUUCUUGUAUACUGCCUGGUACUAGCAAAAUGCUAAUACAACUACGCUCAGACUCAGAGGAGACUUCAUCUGUUUGUCAUCUCUCACGAUAAAUGAUAAAUCAGAAAAGAAAGGGAUGUAUGUUUGCAUUGAUUUUUCUAGUCGUCGUCCUUUGUAAAGCACAGUGGACAUUUCUUUCUUAAAGCCCAAAAUGAGGCUUACAUUAAAAGUGAUCUAAAUGAAUCUAAUUUUAUUGCCUAUGUGCAAUGCAGCCAAGUAGUCUCAUUAUUUUUUACAGAUAUAAAACUCCCCAUGUGGUUAAUUUCUUCUCCUAUUGUUUAUGAAUUUUAUUUGACUUAGGGAAUAUUAAAUAUUUUCUUUGAAGGCUUUUUUUUUUUGUUGUUGUACCAAAGUGUAGUACAGUAAUAUUUAUAAUGAUUUAAGUUUUCUAUUCAUCUGCAUCAGCCCCUAGAGAUACCUCCUUCAUCACAGAUUAUCUUUCUCCUUUCCAUAUGGGUCGUUAGUAUUUGAAACAGAAAGGUAUUAGAACUCUUACUGGGAAGGGUUGUAUCUUCUUACAGGGAAAUGUAAAUACAAUAAUAAACCCUGGAAAAUAAAAAUCAAGGAGUAGCCCUGGGUUUACUUUUGUCAUUGCUAACAUGAAAAAGUAACCUGCAACGAACCAGCACAUACUUCAAAGGAAAAUGCUUUGCUGAAUCAGCAGCUCGGUUGACAAUACACGUUGUCAGAAUGAGAAAGUCAAAGGUGGUGUUGAAUUGCAGAGGAUAGGAAGGAAAUUUCCUAGCAAAUAAGCAAAGGCUUGGAGUCAUUGUUAUUCUGUGCUAAUUAAUACAUUGGCAGUAGUGUUUAUUUGGACAAAGAAGUCCAUGCUCAACAGCUUAUGGCCCAGACCUUGUCUAAAACAUCUCUGAUCAUAAGGCUGCUACAGAGAAAACUUUUACACCAUGUUUCAUUAAAAAAGGAAGAAGGAAAGAAAAGAUGUUUGGCACAUUAUAAAGUGACUAUUCUCAGUUUUAACAAGGAAAACAUGCUGGAGCCUCAAGCUGCCAUUUUGUAUGCAUUACGUGUAUUUUUUUUACUGAAGGAUGAUUGAAAGAAAUUGAAAAUUACAGUUAGAAAAAACCCUGAAUCUAUAUAACACUUAACAAAACCAAUAAAGAACAUGUUCUUGUGAUGGAUCUUGUGCAAUAAAUAUCCAAGAUCCAAAAUACAACUGUCUUACAUACCACAGCUCCCAUCUCUUAUGUAGAUCAAGAUAGGAUUUGAAUUUUAUAAUUCAGUUCUGCUGUUAGACCAGACAACCUUAACUAUGGGAAAUUCUGCAUUUGGAUCCUAAUGCACGACUGGGAACACGUUUAAUAUAACUGCAGUAAAACAUGAGAAUUUUAAUGGUGAGGCUACAAAGUGAGGACACUAGGCUUAUAUAAGUGAUUGAAGACUUAUGUUUGCUGGCGCUGAACUGCAUAGUGAGGGGAUGGCAUCUGUUAUAAUCUAAUUUUAAGUAGAGAAAAUAAUAAAGCACAGACCUGUUUCUGUUUCAUAAGGGAUGCAGCACUUGUGCGUCAAAUACAGUCUUGGGUUGUUUAACGAAUGUUUUCUCCUGUUUAAAUGAUCCAGACCUUGUAGGGAAAUAAUAAUGCCUACUAUGAUCCUUAUUGCUUACAAGACGAAAAUCCUUUUUUAGAAUUUAACAUCUCUUCCUAACAUUUUCUCUUUGGUCCAACCACAAGCCAAGAGUAUUGUUCGCACAAGAGUAAAUGUGUAAAAGUCAACCACAAAUAAAUUUAAACUUGGAAUCAGAGGAAAAAAACUUGCUGAUGGUAGCUGCAGAGGGCAAACAGCACAGCUGUCUGGAUGAAUGCAUGUCUGUCAGUUUACCAGUGAACUGAUGAUCUCAAAGCAGUGUACUGGGCUCCAUGACCCAUUUCUUCAGUGUGGCCCCAAUGCUGCUAAGCACACCAGUGGAUGCUGAACUCCAGCCCUAGUCAGCGCCACAUGAGCAGAGUGAGUGCCCAGGGAUCUACAGUUCCCCUGAGCUGCUCUUCUCGCUCAUUAACAGGUAACAGGAGGCAACAGCUUUACUUACUUGUUCAGGAAAUUUUCCUUCAAGAGCUACGGCUUGAAAUAUUGAGGAUCACUAAGUUUGGGUGCCUCUCUAUGGUGAUGUUGUGUCCUUGAACUUGUAUCUGAGGCCAAAUCCCUGGCUGUCCAUAGUACCUACAAGCAUCUCUACAUUCUUGCUGCAGCCUAAUGUGUAGAGGACGGACUGUCCUACAUGCAGUGUGGACAUUGCCAGAAGCCACCAAAGGAGACCUCAGAAUUAUUCAGAAUUUACUUGUUCUGUAGCUUGCAAACCCUGUGCUUUCAGAUGUUGCUGCUAAAGACAGUGAUAAAAGCAGGGUUCCAGGACUGUUAGCGUUGGACCAGCAAUACUUCCAUUCUGGUGUUUGAGUGUGCAUCUAAAAUGCACUCUGAGAGAGAACCUUACUUCCAGCUGGGGUGUGCCCAGCAUCCAUCGGCAUGGGCGAGAAGUUCUUCAAUGAGGUUUUUAGGUGGCUCAGUGGCCACCUAAUGUGGGGCUUCUUUAGAGUCCUGACUUUUGUAGUUGUAGACAUCAGACACAUAUCUAUCCCAAUGUUAAAUUACAAAUAUAGGCUGUUAGAAAGGAGUACAGCCACUACUGGUGAUCAGCUAAACAAUGGAAUUGGAGACAGCAUCCACAAAAAAGACUCCUUCCCAAAUCAGGCAGUGGGAGAAAAUAAUGUACAACUGCUGAUUCAUAUUACCUUUUGUUUUACACCACAUGUUGUUACAUGAAAGUUCUUGCAUAGAAAAAUGGCAAUAAGAAAAACAAAAGAAGUGGGAAGAAAGAAUUCUAUCCUCACUAAAACUGUGGUAACACCAUAAAGUGGAGUCAUUCUGGAUUUAUGCUGGUUUAAGCGCUUACACUAGUGAUCAUAAAAUCGAAAGGAAAAGGUUUAGAUAAAUAUAUUUAAUGAAAAAUAUAGUUCUGAGUUGAUCAGCCCUUUUAAAAUGAAAUAUCUCAAAUGUUAGCUUCAAAAUAAUGACAUACGUCAAAUGUAAGUAAAUUUAAUUUAAAAUUAAUUAAAAACUCCGCAGUUUUCUAUUUCACCUAGAUUUUCCUCAAUGGCUCUUUUAAAAUAAUGACUUAUGUACUAAUGUCAUAUUCAUGGGAUAUGUAAUAUUCCGCUUUGCUGUCAAAAUGAACAGCAUUUAUAAGUUGAUAAAAGAAUCUCUGCUUUUGAGAUUACGAAGUAACAGUAGCCAAAUGAUCAAAAGGCACAAUAUGUAUGUAUGUAAGUAUGUAUGUAUGUAUGCAGGAAACUAGAAUUGUCUAAAAAACAAAGCAGAAACUAUACUGACAGAUUAAUUAGAAUUAUGCUUGAGUAGUGCCCAGAAAAUCCAUGUGUGUAAUUUAAUACUGAACAAACAGCAAAUCUUACUUACGGCAGGUUUAGAGAUGACAUUGGGAGUGAGUGUCUUUGCUGGCUCCCAAGGAAAGACUGUGCCGUAUCAAUACAAAUACCAGGAGACACUGGAAAAAUUCUGUAAGCAGAGAGUGUAUUAAUGGAACAUGGGGAGUUUGUGAGCUUUAACAAUGAAGCUGAUGCCUGAAUCUCAACUCCUGCAGUCAGAGCUGAGUGAUUCAUGGUAGCUGAGCACUGGCAUACGGAGAAUGGAGGAGCGAGAGCUCAUAGUUCUCAUCUGUGCAGAGCUUUUUAUUUCGUUUGGCCAUCACACACAGCCUCGCUCAAUGUGGCUUCUCUAUGCCUUCUUCUUAUUUAAAUACGAACUUAGGAAACCAGUGCCCUGCUCUUCUCUUGAUGUAGAACCACAUAGAUUAACAUUUUGAGCUGCUGUUUCUUAAUUCACAUUGGAGAAUGUACAAGAAAAUCUUACAGCCAUACGACACAGUGCAGUCCAUUAUAUAAUGGAAAAAAACCUGUAUUUCAAGGUAGAGUACCCUAUGAAUGAAAUACCAGUUUUUUCAUAGCGGUUAUGCUCUUUUCUGAAAUAUAAAUCAUGUGCACUACAUUGAAAUACACUAUAGUGUAUUGUGAAAUGCAUACAUUAAUUGCUGAAUCUAUAACACUGAAUAUGUAUAUACAUCACACCCAAGAUAUUUAUACAAUAUAAGUCUUAGAUGUAUAACAUAAUGAAUUCUGUACAAAAUAAACUGUAAGUUAAGACAAUGAAAGAGAACUUUUAUAUCUGUGUAAUUUGUAUGUUAAGUUAUUCAAGCCUCAGUUUUCAUCUUUAAAUGUGCCGAUACUUAUUUUCUAUAGGCAGAUGUCUGAAAUAAAGACUGCACUCUUCAGAGAAGAAGCAAUGAAAGAUUGUGAAAGAAACAGAUCCUGCU